Pocillopora meandrina is the source of this 823-nucleotide messenger RNA. Lineage: Eukaryota; Metazoa; Cnidaria; Anthozoa; Scleractinia; Pocilloporidae. The record is from the annotation of a GenBank genome assembly.
GAAACAAAAGUCGUCGAUGUGCGGGGUAAACCUCUCAGCCGAGGUACAGCUGAAGGAAUAGCUUAUGCCAAAUUUAAGGCCCACAAGUUUUCCUACCUCAACGUCACUGCUAUUGGCUCGGAUUAUGUUGGAAAGGGCAGCGAGUGUGGAUUUGCUUGUGUCAACAUUCCGUCGUGUUUUUCGUUUAACCUGGCUGCAUUUCACGAUAUGCAUGACAAAGUUCUGUGUGAAUUACUUCUAUCGGAUAUGUACAACAACUCAGACAAGCUUGUCCCAAGUCAGAGGCACCAUCACUACAGCAUCGCAGUAAGUUGGAAAUGAAAAAAAUUUCACUCUCUUUUUGUGAAAGGAAAUGAGAGGAAUUACAGACAACUGCUUAUAGCGGUUUUUUUAUUAUUUUUUUAAUAAUACGCCUAAACGCUAACUGGUUCAAUCUGGCAUCGGUAUAAUUUAGGCCAUGUGUUUUUCUUUUGAAGUUUCUUCUUAGUGGAAGGAGGACACUGUGGUUAAUUGCAGAAGUAAGUAGAGAGGUUAUCUGACCGGAAGACUUACAAAGAAAUUUUAUUAUUAGCGGGGAAAGUUUACUUAAAGAUACUGACUCUAUUUGAAAAAAUAGAAAAUAUAAAAUGAUUGGCGACUUGUGUUGGGCGACCGAAUGCCACAUCUUUCUCGUUUCUUUCUCAUUGUUAUACGUUUUCUUUAGUCUACAUGUUUCAAACGGCCUUGUCAGAACAAUGGGAAAUGUAUGGCACUGUACGAGAAGAACAGUUACGAGUGCGUUUGCGCGAAAGGAUACACAGGGAUGCAUUGUGAAACGGGUGAG